GCCGAAUGGCAAAAAAAAAACUCCAACUGACGCAAACUACUUUUUCCAACUAUCAUCCCAAAAAAAGAAUUAAAACAAAACAAAACUAUAAGACUCAAAAUAUUCCGCAACAGCCGUAAAAAAAGAAAAAAAAGAGAGAGACAAUGACUAGAGUCAAAACCUGCCCAAACUCGGUGUCGGCCGCAAGGCUGUUCCUCCAGGUCGCCGCCCAGAGGACCUCGCCGCCGCGCUUCUUCGACAUAUUCCUGCCGGACUCGACCAUCCGCUACUUUGCCACCACCAACAACGCACCCGCGACACGCCGGCAGCUGAGCACCGGGGUCGUCCCGAUAGCACAACAGCAGCAGCAGCAGCGGCACCACGGCUUCAGUCCCCGGAGAAGACAGCAUCAUCAUCACCACCUGCCGCCGGCGCCGCCGCCCACCCCGACCCUCGAGGCUAUCCUGCCGCUGGUGGCCGGCCGGCGCCAGUUUUCUGUCACCGCGGCGGCACGGGCCAAUGAGACCAAGACCCUGCACAACCCGCAGGUGGACGAGCAUGGGAACGAGAUGAGGUUGGAGAUAACGCCCCGAGCGGCAAAGCGCCUAUCCGAAAUCAUGAUCAAGGACAAGAACCCCCAGCUCGCCCUCCGCAUCCAGGUCGAGAGCGGCGGCUGCCACGGCUUCCAAUACCUGAUGCGACUGGUCACUCUGCCACCGACGCUCCCCAGCGCGACCGCAGAACCCGAGGAAGCUUCGUCAGAGGGGGAGCAGCAGUCGAUCGUAGGGGAGGACGAUACCAUAUUCUACUAUGACCAGGGCUCGGCCGAUCCGCUCGCGGAACCCAAGAUCAUCCUGGAUCAGCCGUCAUUGGAGCUGCUCAAGGGCAGCAAGGUCGACUUCACAAUGGAGUUGAUAGGUUCCCAGUUCAAGAUUGUAGACAAUCCUCUGGCGACGAGCAGCUGUGGUUGCGGUACCAGCUUUGAUGUCAAGAUAUAGACGACGGGAAAUUGAAGAGUAAAGAAUAAUGUAUAGAUAUAAAUUGUUGACACAACAACUAUUGACACGUAACAAUUCAAUCAAAAAUGUAUAAACAAA
Messenger RNA from Pyricularia grisea, 1076 nucleotides. RefSeq lists its product as uncharacterized. The record is from RefSeq and is a predicted model, not a curated record. Gene Ontology annotation, biological process: iron-sulfur cluster assembly. Gene Ontology annotation, molecular function: iron ion binding; 2 iron, 2 sulfur cluster binding; 4 iron, 4 sulfur cluster binding. Gene Ontology annotation, cellular component: mitochondrion. The transcript has 2 exons. Lineage: Eukaryota; Fungi; Ascomycota; Sordariomycetes; Magnaporthales; Pyriculariaceae. The coding region runs from base 144 to 977 and encodes 277 amino acids.